AUGGAUUCUUUUAAAGGGGGUAUGAAUCUGGAGAGAUUGCCUGAAAGUUUAAGACCUCAGCCGUCUCAUGACAUGGCCUCCAACUUCCACUUGCAAAGAUCAACUGAAACUAGAGAUCCAAUUGAGAAUUCAGCCAGUGAAUCAUCUGACACUGAACUAGCAGAAAAAGACAGGAGUGGGGAGCCAAAAAGUGAAGAUAGCAAUGUGGAUGACCCAUCCAAGAAGAAAAAGCAGCGGAGACAGAGAACUCACUUCACCAGCCAACAACUACAGGAACUGGAGGCCACCUUCCAGAGGAACCGUUACCCUGAUAUGAGCAUGAGAGAAGAGAUAGCCGUGUGGACAAAUCUGACAGAAGCCAGAGUCAGGGUCUGGUUCAAAAACCGCAGAGCCAAGUGGAGGAAAAGGGAGCGCAACCAGCAGAUGGACCUAUGUAAGAAUGGCUAUGUCCCUCAGUUCAGCGGUCUCAUGCAGCCCUAUGAUGACAUGUAUGCAGGAUACCCAUACAACAACUGGGCUACUAAAAGCCUGACCCCUGCUCCACUGUCUACCAAAAGCUUCACUUUCUUCAACUCAAUGAGUCCUUUGUCUUCUCAGUCCAUGUUCUCUGGCCCAAGUUCUAUCUCCUCAAUGAGUAUGCCAUCUAGUAUGGGGCACUCUGCUGUACCUGGCAUGCCAAAUUCAAGUCUAAAUAAUAUCAAUAAUCUUAAUAAUAUCAGUGGGUCUUCACUCAACUCAGCUAUGUCUUCAACAGCAUGUCCAUAUGGACCUCCUGGCUCCCCAUACACGGUUUAUAGGGACACCUGUAAUUCCAGUUUGGCCAGCCUUAGACUUAAAUCCAAACAACAUUCUACUUUUGGAUAUAGCAGCUUACAAAGUCCUGGAUCUAGUUUGAAUGCUUGUCAAUACAACAGCUGAUGGAACGGGCAUCAAACCACUGUGGCCUGCGGACUUUUGACUUUGAUAAAGGACCAGAAACGUUUUGCAAGAGACACAAAGACCUAAUACACAUGGAUAAGUUGCAAUCUUCUCUCUGGAUUAUGCGGGUUGUAUGUACUUGAACUUGCACAGGAUUUUCCAGUGUCCACUUUAUAGAGAGCUUUAGUGGAGGUAAAGUCUUCAUAUCAAAAUUUUUGGUAGUCAUCAAAGAUGGGGGAGAGAUAUUGUGGUCUACACUGAGACAUGUGAUAAUUUACCACUGCAAAACAGGUAUUUGCAGAGGAUGACUCUAGGGGGAGAUGUGGGAGAGAGGAAAUAUUAAACUAUUAGGUAUUAACAUAAUAAGGGUUAACCACUUAAAAAGGUUAUAUGUAAAUAUAUAAAUAUAUAUCUGCAGCUACAUGGUGUCCAAUGAUUGUGUGCCACAAUAUAAUAAACUGGUUCUAGUGCAUGGAUCUCAAUGGUUGUCCAGAGAAAAUAAUCACUUAUUCGUUUAUUCAUUCCUCCUGUAGAAAGAAAACACCCUCAUAUUCCCCAGAACCAUCCCAGUGAUCAAACUAAAUGCACAGCAUUGCCUCCAUCACUGGCUUUUCCCACUCCAUCUGUAUUUAUCGUAUGCUUUGAUCAGUCUUAUUUAUCUGCAAUCUCUUUUAGCUCCCCAUGUAUCUUUUAAAUAUGUUAUGUAAAAUAAAUUAAAUAAACCCAAGUACCUACUAGUGUGACAGUGUAACAGUUGAGCCUUUGAAGUCAAUUUGCUCACCAAUAACAAAAGGUCAGUGCGAGACAAAGCAAACUCUGGUGUAGCGUUAAUAGUGGUUUGUUGGUUAAUUCUGAUAUUUUAAUACUGGCAAAGCAAUGACUAUUCAGUCAGAUAUAUGUCAAAGCUCUUUCUUUAAGAAAACUCCAUGUAAAAUGCACACAGUGCCCCUUAUUCUCUCCCCUGCUCCCCUCCUUCUCCUCAGUGUAUUGUACACCUGUGAUAACCGUAA
This is a messenger RNA of Bufo bufo (common toad), 1928 nucleotides long. It is a transcript of the gene PITX1, whose product is annotated as paired like homeodomain 1. The coding region runs from base 1 to 918 and encodes 305 amino acids. The transcript is spliced from 3 exons. The record is from RefSeq and is a predicted model, not a curated record. Gene Ontology annotation, molecular function: DNA-binding transcription factor activity, RNA polymerase II-specific; RNA polymerase II cis-regulatory region sequence-specific DNA binding. Gene Ontology annotation, cellular component: nucleus. NCBI's taxonomy places the organism in Eukaryota, Metazoa, Chordata, Amphibia, Anura, Bufonidae. Gene Ontology annotation, biological process: anatomical structure morphogenesis; regulation of transcription by RNA polymerase II.